Molecule: messenger RNA, 4060 nt
Organism: Lymnaea stagnalis (great pond snail)
Lineage: Eukaryota; Metazoa; Mollusca; Gastropoda; Lymnaeidae
Source: the annotation of a GenBank genome assembly
AUGAUAAUAUAUUUAUUUCCUAUUUUAACAGAUAUCAACGAGUGUACCUCAGCUGAGAAUAACAGCUGUUCCCACAAACCUGGAUGUAUUAACACGGAUGGUGGCUACACUUGUUCGUGUCCUGCUGGUUUCAAGCUGGAUAACAAUGGUCGAAAUUGUCUAGGUUAGUAUUAUUUAUACUUGAAUUCUCUGCUCUUUCUUAAACUCAAUUUAUAUUUCUCCCUAAAAGUUUUGUCUUGUAAAAUAAACAUAAACAAUAAAACACAAAGUAUAGGCAUUUUGAAAUUUUAAUGAAAAUCAUUAACAAUUAUAACUUUAAUAGGUUUUAUUUUAUUUAAGUUAUGAUAAGCAAUACUUGUUUUAUUUUUCUCUUAGCAUGUUCUGGAGACACAUGGAGUGUUGGAUGUUCCCAUAGCUGUACCUGUGGUAUAGGAGCUAGAAGAUGUGAUCCUAUCAAGGGUUGUGUUUGUAAAUCUGGAUACAUGGGUCAGUUUGAAAAAAUCCUUAUUAUUUUAUUUAGUUUCUUGGUAAUAGUUUAUAAUUUUUGUAUUUUUUAAUUUAUCCCAUUUAAAUAUUUUAUCUUGAGAAAUCAAAACUACUUUUAACAUUCUUAACAUCAAUCAGGAGAUAACUGCAACAUUGACAUCAAUGAAUGCACCAGUGGAACUUUGAUCUGUAAGGAGAGGGAAGUUUGUAUCAACUUACAUGGGAGUGCCAAAUGUGAAUGUCAGUCUGGCUAUGAGUAUGAUGGUUUUGGUCACUGCCUUGGUAGGUUUUUUAAUUUUGUUCCCUUAGUUAUUAGAAAUAGUAGUUACAUUAUAAUUACUUUAACUGUUUCAUCACAGAAAUAUUUUAAUUCUUAACAUGGCAUUUUUCUCAGAUAUCAAUGAGUGCUCUAAAAACAACGAUUGUUCUCAAACAUGCACAAACACAGAGGGUUCCUAUAGUUGUUCCUGCUAUUCUGGCUUUACUUUCAACACCACUAGCAAUACUUGUUUCGGUAAUGUUGUUUUUUCUAUUUUAAAAUGUAUUAAACUAAUUUUAUUUCAUAAAAUUAUGUCAAUUUGUUUUAUUCAAUAUUUUAUAAAAUUCCUUCAUUCUUGUGUCAAUUUAGUGAAAAAUAUCUUUUUAAGUAUGUGUUUUUGUCUUCUUAUAAGAUAAUUUAAUAAAAUGUAUGUUUUACUUAUUAAGCUAACUGCUAUAUUGCUAUAUAUACCUGAAAAUUUAAAAUAGUUGGUAGGGCUAAUUGUUCCUUGCAAGAAGUGAACAUAUGGAAGUUUACACUUUUCCCUAAUAUGCAAAUUCUAUUUAUUAUUUAUGGCAGUAAAAAAAUAUAAUAUUAAAAAUAUUAAAAUUUAGCAUAGACGGUUGCAAUAUUGUUUUAGUGAUUGAAGGACAAACCAUGCAAUAAUUAUUAUAAAUGGACCUUUAAAAAAUCUACAACCCUUCUUUAAAUAUUUUAAAAAACACAGUGCUGAGGCUUUAUUUCUGUUGGGCAAUACAUGUUUGUGUUCAUUGUAAAGUAAGACCACUAAACUAUGCAUAUUAUUUUUAUUUUAUUUAAUGGAAUAAGUCUGAGUUUAUUGUAACCUUAUGUCAUGAGAAUAAACCUAAAUAACAAGGCAUUAAAUUAGAUAUCAUAUAGGAAAUUCUAUGUUAAUCUUAAUGCAACUCAUCAUCUAAAUAUUCAUAAAGAUUAACAAGUGAUGUAAGACAAAACAAAUAAAUUCAUACCUUAAAAGUCUACCCUUAUUUAAGACAUUAUUCUUUUUAUAUUAAUUCUUAACAGACGUAAAUGAAUGCCAAUUAGGGAAACAUCUAUGUGACCAAAUCUGCACUAACACUGAUGGGAGCUAUCGUUGUUCAUGUUCAGAAGAACUUGUCCUACAACUGGAUGGUGUUUCAUGUGGUGGUUAGUUUUAUUCUGUUUUACAUAAUGGUCUAAUUUUGGUUGCAAGUUCAAGUUUGACUAAGCUCAUUUAAACUUGGAGUUUGCCUUGAUUAUUUCCCUUUAAAGUUACAAACUACUGUUCAUUAAUUGAUAAUUUGAUCAUUGAUAGGCAGCUUCACAUGUUAAGAUUUGUGUGGUAUUGAUGUGUACUAAAGCAAAAUCCACAUUAUUUUAAUAGCUUUUGAUUCCUGAUUUAAUGCAAUCAUAAACUAUUAUUUUACCUGUGAAAUAAAUAAUAAAUAUUAUUUGGAAUUGUCUAUUGAAAACAAAAUGAUUUAUUGCAUUACAACAAAAAACUUAUUACUUUUAUUUUUUCUUAAUUUCAUUAAAAAUGUUAACAUAAUUUAAUACUACUGCAUUAAAAAUUAUUGUAUCAAUUUUUAUGAUAGUUUUUAGAAAAGUCUUACUUUAUAGUUUAUUUCACUUGUUCUAGCAUAAGCAUUUCAGACUGCUUUAAUCAUCAUCUCUAAUACUACAUUUUAGACCUCAAAUUUAAAUUUUGUAUUUAUGAAAUGAAAAACUUAUAGUCUGUUUAAAAUAGCAGUAAAAUUAGUAAACUCUUAGCAUAAUGACAUAGGCCUAUACUUUAACAUAGAUUUUAUAAAGUAUUGUAUCUAUUUAUUUUUUAACCUAUUCAAAUAUUUUUUGUUAUUUAAAGUAGGCAUGAAAUGUCUUAAUAUAAUUAUUCAAUUUAUGAAAUCAAAGUGUUUUUCUAUUUUUUUCUCAGCUGAAACUCCAUGUACCACAUCAAUCUUUUGCACUGAAAAAUGUGCCAAAAUUAACAGCCUUGAUACAUGUUUAUGUGGGAAAGGCAAAACACUAUCCAUGGACAACACUUCAUGUGAUGGUAAAUGGCUUCUAAAAUGGUGGAUUGCGUGGUGGACAAAUCUGAUCAAAGAAAAUAAACUUUAUGAUCACUUAAUUAGUUUUACACCAUUUUAUUUUGAUUCUCAUGUGGUACAUUAUGCCAUUUAAACAAAAUUCAGCUAUUUCCUGGAAAAAAAACUUAAAAUCGCUUAAUCAAUGCUCUAAAUAUAACUUUAGAAAACUGAUAUAUCACUUUUAUAUACAUGUUUAAGUGUUGUACCAAAUUAACUUAUGUUGUAAAAAAAUUCAAUGUAACUGUUAUUGUAGAUACAUUUUUAAAAGAAAAUUACCUUAAAAAGUAUUCACUGUAUUAGCUCAUUAUUUAAUCUUGCCAUCUGUCACUGGGCAAGGGGCCUUAAGUGAGGAGCCUACUUGCAAAUGGUACUAAGUUCGUUUUUUGAAAAAAAUGACUUAGUGCUCUUUUCUUAAGCUAUUGCCUUAAAUACACAUUUUGAAUCUCUCAUCUUAACUUUCAGAAGGCUCUAAAUGCCUUUAUUUUAAAUGGAAAAUGUAGAACAACCUUAAAAAGGCUAGUUAAGUUGUAACACAAAUUCCACUUUCCUGAAAAAUGAGUUUGGUUGGACUUAGUACCUUUUGCAAGUGGGCUCUUGAUAAGUGUUGCUUUAAAAAUAUUCAAAUAGAAUAAUUUUGUGCCAACAAUUUACAUUUAAAUAUUGCUGCUCAUCUAUUUACAAUUUUUAUUAUCUGAGAUAAUCAGUUGCUUAGAUGUGCAAAUAAUAUAGAAAAUCAUUUUUACAAAAUUUCAUGUAGACUUGGAUUUGUGCAAGAAUACCCCAUGUUCUGAAGGAUGUGUUGAAACGAAGGAAAAUAAAACUUUUGAAUGUUCUUGCAAUGUUGGUAAAUUCUUGGCAGCGGAUGGAAUAACCUGUACAGGUAAAAGAAGAUAUUAAAUCCUUAAUAAUGCAUGAUUUCUUAUACAUUUUUUAUAGUUAUAAAAAAAAAAGAAAAUAGGUUAAUAUGUUAAGCUGACCAAUGAAAAGAAUCGAACUAAGUUUAUUUAGCUCAUAGGAUGUUAUUUAGUAGGAAGAGGUCAAGAUGUAAAAAUUUAUUCAUUAUUUUUAAGUGAAUCUAUUUAUUGUCUUUCUUUACUUAAUGCAAACAUAUAAUUAAUUACAUAUAUAUUAUUUCACUCUAGAGUGCAUUGGUGGAAAGUAUGGUAUGAACUGUAACAAUUGUUGCACCUGUCAAAUGUCAAAUACCAAAACUUGUGAUAAAGUCAAU